AUGGAAAACUGUUACUUUCAAUACGGCGUCGUGGCAUACAUUACGAUCGUCACAAUUAUCAGUCAAUCGGACGGCAGGGAGCUCCGUCCGUCGGUCCACGGCUUAGUCUACCAAGAUUCUUCACCACCGGUAAAAGCCAACGGAACCAAAGAAAUGCUAUAUUUCUUCGGUGCGACGAAGUUGUCACCUCCCAUACCGCUGCCAGAGGCCAAGAAUUUCACCGAUCCGGCCACAUGGUGGAGCAAUCACGCGGUUGGGAGAUCGCGUGGAGAUCACGUAAAGAGGUCCUUGCUUGUUGCCAGCUUAAUCUGUGGACUAACGGGCGUCGUAUUGCUCUCCGUCGCCGGGAUUCUAUUUCUCCUUCGCCUCCGAAAGCAGAAGCAGCAAAACUCAUCACCCUCGACAGCUCCAACUUCUGCACCUAAUGCUUUUGCUCAUAAGUAG
Molecule: messenger RNA, 444 nt
Organism: Fraxinus pennsylvanica
Lineage: Eukaryota; Viridiplantae; Streptophyta; Magnoliopsida; Lamiales; Oleaceae
Source: the annotation of a GenBank genome assembly